AUGUUUAACAAAGUGCUGCAGCGUGCGCUAAAGUUCCGCAUCAAGAAAAAUUAUCCCACAAAUAUUUAUGAUUUAUCGAGGGGCUCGGCUAUUGCUGUAAGGAGGCCGUAUAGCGAUGAAGUACGGCGCGCGCAGGCGCAGAGCGUCGCCGCACCGGGACCUACUAUAUUCGACAAAAUAAUGUCGAAAGAAAUCAAAGCGGAUAUUAUUUACGAAGAUGAGUUAUGUUUAGCAUUCAAUGAUAUAUCGCCACAGGCUCCCGUGCAUUUUCUCGUAAUACCCAAAAGAAGGAUUGCCAGGUUACAAGAUGCGGAACCGACCGAUAUCGAUCUCCUCGGACACCUGAUGCUGGUGGCCCGUUCGCUGGGAUCGUCCCGCGCCCCCUCUGGUUUCCGCCUCGUCAUCAACAAUGGACGGGACGGCGCGCAGUCGGUCUACCAUCUACACUUGCACGUGCUCGGAGGUCGCCAGAUGGGCUGGCCCCCAGGGUAG
Messenger RNA from Arctia plantaginis, 492 nucleotides. Lineage: Eukaryota; Metazoa; Arthropoda; Insecta; Lepidoptera; Erebidae. The record is from the annotation of a GenBank genome assembly.